Messenger RNA from Cercopithifilaria johnstoni, 504 nucleotides. Lineage: Eukaryota; Metazoa; Nematoda; Chromadorea; Rhabditida; Onchocercidae. The record is from the annotation of a GenBank genome assembly.
AUGAAUCAUAUGCGUGAGGGUGGCGCUGGUGGAAUAUCAUUAUCAGCGUCGGCAGCACUCUGUCGGAUUAGUUCCGCCAAAAGUGCUGUACAGGUUCGUUGUCGCGCAUGUCAAGAAAUCUUGUCAUGCCCAUUGGCAUUACGUGAACAUUGUGAGAGUCGUGCACACUCUGUCCGGAUAGCGCAACUUACAUCGAUGUUUAAUGAAACUGGGAACACUCCGGGUGGUAGCUCCGCACCAACGACAGCGAUAUCAGUGUCACCGAGUCCUGAAACUGUUCUCGAAUGUCGGCACUGUUCUUUUGAGACAACUGAUACUGCGGGCGCUAUCGAACACAUGCAGCAACAUCCACCAAAUGUAGAAGGUAGUGGAACAGAACAGGAAUGUUUGAAUCUGGAUGCUGGUUGCGUCUGUGAUCACGUGCAGUUAAAAGGCAGUACGAUUGCAGUUGAUGCUUUGGAAUUUUUAAAAACUAGUUUUCGAUUUGCUUCUGCGAUUAGUUAG